Molecule: messenger RNA, 4755 nt
Organism: Iphiclides podalirius (scarce swallowtail)
Lineage: Eukaryota; Metazoa; Arthropoda; Insecta; Lepidoptera; Papilionidae
Source: the annotation of a GenBank genome assembly
AUGUCAUAUAAAGCUGCGGCUUUCCGAACGAAAAGCCAUUUGGUGAGACAGUUGUCUGUAUCGACUUCGAAGCCUCGAAGAGUCAUAGCGAUACGGAGGGAAGAUCAAUCAGUAUGGGAAAGACGUGCCCCCUUUUCUCCGGCGAAUGUGAACAGGCUGGUGCGGCAGGGAGUGAAGGUUAUAGUACAACCCUCCAACAGGCGUGCAUAUCCAAUGCAGUCUUAUCUAAACGCCGGCGCAAUAAUUCAAGAAGACAUCAGCGAAGCGAGCGUCAUAUUCGGGGUGAAACAGACGCCCAUCGACCUCCUCAUACCGAACAAGACUUACUGCUUCUUCUCCCACACUAUUAAAGCGCAAGAGGCGAACAUGCCAAUGCUGGAUGCCAUUCUAGCAAAGAAUAUACGAUUGAUAGAUUAUGAGAAGUUGAUGGACGGUGCUGGGAAUCGAGUGGUGGCCUUCGGUAAAUAUGCUGGUGUCGCUGGCAUGAUCAAUAUACUGCACGGUCUUGGAUUGAGGCUCCUCGCUUUGGGACACCACACGCCGUUUAUGCAUGUCGGCCCAGCGCACAACUACAGAAACUCCAGCAUGGCGCGUCAAGCUAUCCGUGACGCGGGCUACGAGGUGGCCCUCGGGAUGAUGCCGAAGUCCCUAGGACCACUUACUUUCGUCUUCACCGGUUCGGGGAACGUGUCCCAGGGAAGUCAAGAGAUAUUCCAAGAGCUUCCGCACGAGUACGUACCGCCCGAGAUGUUGCGGAAAGUGGCUGAGCAUGGCAGUCCGAACAAAAUUUAUGGCUGCGAAGUAAGGCGCCGUCAUCACCUAGUGAGGAAGAACGGAGGCGGCUAUGACCAUCAGGAAUACGAGGAGCAUCCUGAACGUUACAUCUCUACUUUCGCGCAGACGAUAGCGCCCUACACGUCCGUUCUCGUGAACUGCAUCUAUUGGGCGGUAGACAGUCCGAAACUGCUGACUAUACCAGAUGCGAAGCAUUUAUUCCUGCCAUCGCACACUCCGUGGCUGCCGAAGAGUGUCGGAGCCCCGGCUCUACCGCACAGAAUGCUGGCCAUUUGCGACAUAUCGGCGGACCCCGGGGGCUCGAUAGAGUUCAUGAACGAAUGCACCACUAUCGACACACCGUUCUGUCUCUACGACGCGGACAGAAACAAGGACACUAAAAGUUUCAAAGGUCCCGGGGUCCUGGUGUGCUCCAUAGACAACAUGCCGACCCAGCUACCGAGAGAGUCCACUGAUUUCUUCGGAGACCUACUGUACCCAUAUGCGGACGACAUCAUGAAGUCUGAUGCCAGUAAGCCGCUUGACGAGCAUGACUUCUCGCCCGUGGUUAAAGGCGCCAUAAUUACAAGCAACGGCAAGCUGACGCCCUCUUUCGAGUACAUCAAUGAACUCCGUAUGACCAAUACGCGUUCGCGUCAUAAGGUCGAGGGUCACGAGCAGCAGACACCCGUGCUGAUCCUCGGCAGUGGGCUGGUCUCUGCGCCGGUUGUGGAGUACUUGGCGAGGGAUAAGAACGUCGCUGUCACUAUUGCGUCGCAGGUGAAGGAGGAGGCGGACGCGCUCGCCGAGCGCUACGGGGUCCGCUCCGAGUACGUCCAGGCGAGCGACGACGCGGCAUUAAAGGCGCUGGCUUCGAGCUCGCGGCUGGUCGUCUCGCUGCUGCCAUACGACCUCCACGGCGCGGUGGCGCGCGCCUGCAUCGGCGCCGGCGUGCACAUGGUCACCGCCUCAUACGUCAGGCCCGAGGUGCAGGAGCUGCACGACUCUGCUAAGGAAGUUGGCGUGACGCUUCUAAAUGAGGUCGGUCUAGACCCUGGCAUCGAUCACCUCUUAGCCCUGGAGUGCAUUCACAACAUCCAGAGCCACGGCGGGAGAAUUGAUUCCUUCGUGUCGUACUGUGGAGGUCUUCCUGCACCCGAAUUCAGCGACAAUGCGUUGCGCUACAAAUUCUCUUGGAACCCUCGAGGCGUUCUACUGAACACGAUUUCCAGUGCAAAAUACUUGAGCAGGGGUCAGAUCGUAGAGGUGCUGAGCGGCGGGGAACUGAUGUCCGUGGCUCGCGACCUGGACUUCCUCCCCGGCUUCGCCUUCGAGGGCUUCCCCAACAGGGACAGCACGAAGUACGCCGAGCUCUACGGCAUCGAUGAUGUGCACACCAUGUUUAGGGGAACCAUCCGCUAUAAAGGUUUUGCUGAAACAAUGAAGGCGAUGCAAUUGUUCGGCUUAGUAGACCCCAACCCACAUCCCUCUCUUCACCCUGAGGGGCCUUCAAUCACAUGGCGCCAGUUCGCAUGCGAGUUGCUCGGCCUCCUCGACACGUCGAUCUUCUAUGAGAAUCUCAAGGGUCGGCUGUCUGAGAGGAUCGGCGUGUCGGGCGCCCAAGCGCUGGAAUCUCUGGGGCUCUUGAGCGACGACAACGUCGUCAAGUGCGGAACUCCGCUGGACACUAUCAGCCAUUACCUCGGCAAGCGUCUGCAACUGGAAAAAGACGAAACGGACUUCGUGGUGCUGCGGCACGAGGUGGGCGUGACCUGGAGCGACGGUCGCCGCGAGCGGCGCGAGGUGACCAUGACCGUCCGCGGCGACCCCGGCCGCCACACCGCCAUGGCGUGGACGGUCGGCCUGCCCACCGCCAUCGCCGCCAAGAUGUUGCUCGACGGUGAAAUACAAGACAGGGGAGUCGUUUUACCCUUCUCUCCCACAGUCUACAAAUCUCUGCUCUCCAGACUAAGAGCGGACGGUAUAACUGCCAAGGAGACGGCGGGUCGCGAGACCGGGCGGUGCAUGUCGGUGGCGGCGAUGCAGGCCCUGCACCGGCUGCGCGAGUGCCGGCUGCUCUGCGACGCCGUGGUGCGGGCCGACGACGGCGCCGCCUUCCCGGUGCACCGCGCGAUACUCUCCGCUUGCAGCCCCUACUUCCUGGCGCUGUUCACGACCACGCUUCACUCGCGCGAGCAGAGCGACGUGCUCAUCUCCGGGGUCCGCUCUGAGAUACUGCUGCUGCUGAUCGAGUACGCGUACCUGAGGCGCAUCGAUGUCACCGACGCCAACGUCCACGAGCUGCUCAUGAGCGCCGACUACCUCGCGUUCCUCGGCGUCCUCCAGCUGUGCUGCGACCACUUGCGCGCCUCGCUCAGCCCGCGCAACUGUCUCGGUAUCAUGAUGUUCGCCAGGCGUGUGUUCUGCUACAAACUAGAAGCGGACGCCCGCCGUUACCUGUUGAGGUAUUUCUUAACGGUUGCGACGCAGAGCGACGAAUUCCUCCACCUGCCAAUCGACGAGCUCACCGCGAUCAUUCUGGAGGACGAGCUUAACGUCAAAAGCGAGGAGGCGGUGUGGGACGCCGUGCUGCGCUGGGUCAACUAUGAGCCCGACAUACGCUGGCAGCACACGGUCAAACUGAUGAGCGGCAUACGCCUGGGACUGUUGGAUACGCAGUUUUUUUUAGAGAACGUGAAAGACCACCCGUACGUGACUGGCAACGAGGGCUCGCGUCCGAUCAUCAUCGAAACGUUGAAGUUUCUUUACGACCUGGAGAUGAUCGCGCAGAGGGACGGCGAAGUCGCCACGCCGGAGAUAGCACGGCCGAGGGUUCCGCACGAGGUCCUUUUUGCUAUUGGUGGAUGGAGCGGUGGUUCACCGACCGCCUUCAUCGAAACCUACGACACACGAGCCGAUCGCUGGAUUAAGGUGGAAGAGGUGGACCCGGCUGGGCCGCGAGCCUACCACGGCACCGCCGUACUCGGCUACUGCAUCUACGUCAUCGGCGGCUUCGACGGCAUGGACUACUUCAACUCCUGCCGUUGCUUUGACGCCGUCGUGAAGACCUGGAGGGAGGUGGCACCGAUGAACGCGCGCCGUUGCUACGUAUCCGUUGCCGUGCUGGGCGAGACGAUCUACGCGAUGGGCGGCUACGACGGUCACCACCGGCAGAACACCGCCGAGCGGUUCAACCAUCGCACCAACCAGUGGUCGCUGGUUGCGCCAAUGAACGCGCAGCGGUCGGACGCCAGCGCCGCCGCUUUGGACAAUAAGAUAUACAUAACGGGCGGUUUCAACGGGCAGGAGUGCAUGAACAGCGUCGAAGUGUACGAUCCGGACACUAAUCAGUGGACCAACCUGGCGCCGAUGCGCUCGCGACGCUCCGGAGUUUCCUGCAUCGCCUACCACAACAAAAUUUACGUGAUAGGCGGCUUCAACGGCAUCUCGCGGAUGUGCAGCGGCGAGGUGUACGACCCAGCCACGAACUCGUGGUCCCCUGUGCCCGACAUGUACAACCCACGCAGCAACUUCGCCAUCGAGGUCAUCGACGACAUGAUCUUCGCGAUCGGCGGCUUCAACGGCGUCACCACCAUAUACCACGUUGAGUGUUACGACGAGAAGACCAACGAGUGGUACGAGGCGACCGAUAUGAACAUCUACCGGUCCGCGCUGUCCGCCUGCGUGAUAAUGGGCCUGCCCAACGUCUACGACUACAUCCACAAGCACCGCGAGCGGCUGAUGGAGGAGAAGCGCCAGAAGAUCCUGCUCUCGGAGACGGCGAGGCACGCACAGCACCGCACCGCGCUGCCAGACGUACACCUAAUGGAGGACAAUGACGAUAUGCUAGAGCAACUGGGUCUGAUGGAGCAUCAUGCAAACAACAACAACAACAAUAAUAAUAACAACAACAACAACCUAGCGAUACCGCCGCCGCCUCCACCGCCCUUGCCGCCGCAGCCAAUGGAGCAGGACAGAAAC